Molecule: messenger RNA, 4110 nt
Organism: Setaria italica (foxtail millet)
Lineage: Eukaryota; Viridiplantae; Streptophyta; Magnoliopsida; Poales; Poaceae
Product: pentatricopeptide repeat-containing protein At3g12770
Exons: 13
Coding region: 350-3700 (1116 amino acids)
Biological process (GO): RNA modification
Molecular function (GO): RNA binding; protein dimerization activity
Source: RefSeq, a predicted model, not a curated record
UCGCGCGUGCGUGGUUAGUUGACGGGCGCCACGCGCCGUAUAAAGCGUCCCCGCGAGCAGCCCAGCCAUAGAUUACAUAGCUGGCUAGCUGCUGGUGGAGAAGGCGAGGAAGAGAGAAGGCGAAGCGAAGCCAAAGCAAGGUCGGAGAGAAGAGAGAGGAGUAGAGAGAGACAUCUCUCACGUACGUCACGUGAGGGAGGACUCUCCGAUCCGAGGUGUUUCUUGGACGCGGCUUCUUCAGGGGCGUGGACGACCGACGACGGAGCGCGCGGGGGCUAUUGCUGAAGAGAAUUGCGGUGGCGAGGAGCCGGCGUCCAUGGCGAGGCGCUGCGAUUGACGUGCGGCGAUUAUGGGCAUCCAAGGGAACAAGGCGGCGACGCACGAGCACGACUUCCUCUCGCUGUACACAGCCGCCGCCGCUAAGGACUCUCCUCUCCAGCUCCACGACUCCAAGUCACCUCCUCCCUCUCAAGGUAAUUUCUUCUUGAAGACGCACGACUUUCUGCAGCCGUUGGAGAAGCCGGAAGCGCCGCCGCCGGAGCCAUCGCCGACGCUGCCCGCCUCCGGCGCGGACAGCAGGCACCACCACCAGCCGGUGGCCGCCAAGCAGCACGCGCUGCCGCUGCCCGUCGGCGUCGGCACGUUCACCAUCUGCCCCGCGCCCGUCUCGGCCGCGCGGCCGCCGGCGGCCGUCGUCAAGGCGGAGCCGCCGUUCGUGCUCUGGGGCCAGCCCGCGGCGUUCCACCCGGGCGCGCGAGGGCACCAGCAGCAGCAGUGGGCGCUCCCCUUCGCCGGCGCCGGGCAGGGCAGGCCGCCGCCGCCGCAGCAGGCGCAGCCGCCGGAUAGGAAGGGGCGCGGCGGGGGAGGCGGGGCCAUGGAGUCAGGCUCCAGAUCCAGCGGCGGCGCGGGGUUCGACGACGACGACGGCCUCGCCGCGCGCCGGGAGGUCUCCUCCUCGCUCAAAGAGUUGGCGGUGAGGAAGAGGACGGGUAGUGUGGAAGGAAUGGGUUCGCACGCGCUGACGGCGCCGGGCGCCGGCUCGCAGUGGCAGCCGGCCCACGUCCACCAGCUCCACGCCCACCUCCUUGUCUCCGGCCGCCUCCGGGGCUCGCCCGCAAUCGCCGCGCUCGCGCUGCUCCGCGGCGCCUGCCGCGUGCGCGCGUCCCCCUGCCUCCGCCCGCUCGCCCGCUACCUGCUCGACGGAAUUCCCCAGCCGCCCCCACAGCUCCUCCACGCCGCCGCGCGCCUUGCCUUUCGCCUUCGCGCGCCUUCCCUCGCGCUUCGCCACUAUCUGGCUCUCCGCGCGCGCCACCCCGCCUUCCUCCCGCCCACACCUGCCAUUGCAGACUUGCUGAAGUCCGCCCCUGGCCGUGCUGCGCACGCCCACGCGCUGCGCGUCUCUGCACACGCGGUGGACGCUCGUUUCCUAGACAACACACUCAUUUCCAUGUACUUAGCCUGUGGUGAUGUCUGCAGCGCACACCUAGUGUUUGAGGGAAUGGGUGACCGGGAUGUCGUCUCAUGGACUUCGCUAAUAUCAGGGCUUGUGCAGAAUGGGUGCCCCUUGCAGGGGCUCCAUCAUUUUGCAUCAAUGAUGCACAGUGAAGUGUGCCCUGACUUUGUGUUGCUCGUAUCCGUCCUUAAAGCGUAUAUGGAGCUUGAUGAAUUGCCUGGUGCCACAGCAGCUCAUUCCUUAGUGGUCAAGAGUGGCUUUGACAAUGAACUAGAUGUAGUGAUCACACUGACAUCCAUGUAUGCCAAGUUCGGGUGCAUCGUGGCUGCUAGGGCACUCUUUGAUACGGUGCCAACCCCACGGGUGAAUGUGAUCCUUUGGAAUGCCAUGAUAUCCGGUUACUCUAAGAAUGGCCUUGCCAAUGAGGCGGUGCAACUUUUCAAGCAGAUGAGGAAGGUUGCGAGGAGCAUGACCCCUGACUCCGUUACCUUACGGUCGGUGAUUCUGGCUUGUGCUCAGCUUGGUUCUGUGGAACUUGCGGAAUGGAUGGAGGACUAUGUCCAAGGCAGUGAAUACAGGGAUGAUGUGCUUGUUAACACAGCGCUGAUUGACAUGUAUUCUAAGGCAGGGAGCAUUGCACGUGCACGUACAGUGUUUGAACGAAUGCACAUGCAGGAGCGGGAUGUUGUUGUUUGGAGUGCACUGAUUGGUGGUUACGGGGUGCAUGGCCAUGUCAAGGAGGCCGUUGCCCUGUUCGAGGACAUGAAGCAUGCUGGAGUGAAACCGAAUGAUGUGACAUUCCUGGGCCUCCUAUCAGCUUGCAACCAUGCUGGUGUUGUGGAGAAAGGGUGGAGCUACUUCCAUUCCAUGAAACAUGACUAUGGGAUCGAGCCCCGGCACCCGCACUAUGCCUGCAUGGUGGACCUGCUUGCUCGUGCUGGUCAUCUUGACAGGGCUUACCAGUUUAUAGAGGACAUGCCCAUCAAGCCAGAGAUGAGUGUGUGGGGUGCCCUGCUUCAUGGUUGCAAGAUGCAUGGGCACUCAGACAUGGCACUGGCUGAGUGUGCCGCGCAGCACAUUUUUGAGCUGGAGCAUUCCAAUGCAGGGCAUUAUGUGCAGCUUGCAAACUUGUAUGCAUCCGUGGGGAUGUGGAGCCAUGUUGCUGGUGUCAGGGUCACCAUGAGAGAGAGGGGUGUUAGCAAGGCAACAGGGUGCAGCUCCAUUGAUAUCAACGGAGAGAUGCACUCCUUCCAUGCAGGGGAUCAUUCACAUCCUAGGGCUGCUGAAAUUUUUGCAUUGCUUAAUCUUCUUUCUCCAACUGUAGCCGGAGUAAGGAUGGACCGGAAGGGCGGAAGCUGUAGUGAUGGUGGUACGGAUCAGCGGCCAAACACGCCACGGUCAAAACACUCUGCCACAGAGCAGCGCAGACGCAGCAAGAUCAAUGACAGGUUUCAGAUACUUAGGGAGCUGUUGCCACACAGUGAUCAAAAGAGAGACAAAGCAACAUUUCUCUUGGAGGUUAUCGAAUAUAUACGGUUUUUGCAAGAGAAAGUAACAAAAUACGAGGCAACAUUCCCAGAAUGGAACCAAGAAAAUGCAAAGAUGCUUCCAUGGUCAAAUAUGUAUUUUCGAUCAUUCUGGAAAAAUGAGCAGAGUAAGGGACAAAUCCCAGGAGAAUCCCUGCCUGACCCUUCACAUUUCAUGAGAAAUGGAUCCUCCCCUGGAUCUAAUUUCACUGGGAAACUCGAUGAUAAUCACAACAUGGUGACAUCUGCAGCUGCAUCAGGGGCACAGGAUCAGACUGAAACUGAUCCAAUGGCUAGCAUGUGCUUCAGAUCAGCAGAAACUCCGGCAAAUAUUACAAAUAAUACUUUAUCUCAGUCCCAACCCCAAUGGACAGGUCCGUCCCCUGUGGAUGACUGUGCAGUUAACAGUGAAAUGCUUAACAACCAGCCGUUGGCGAUCAAUGAAGGAACGAUCAGCGUGUCCAGUCAAUAUUCCCAGGAGUUACUUAAUUCGUUGACUCAUGCCCUUCAAAGCUCGGGUGUAGAUUUGUCCCAAGCCAGCAUCUCUGUGCAGAUCAACCUGGGCAAGCGGGCUGUCAAGAGACCUGCUGCUGGUGUAUCCUGCAAGGAACCAACCGAUCCAGCAUCUAGUGACGAAAUAGGUCAGCAGCUGGCAAUGUUGGGUGGUGGUGCCGAAGAUCUCUCGCAAGCAGCAAAGCGGCAUAAACCGGGCAACAGCUGACGAUGAUGGUUCCCGCCUUGCUCCCGGACCGGAUUGAUCAUUAUUUCUUCCCUUCGCCAACGGAAGGCUCUCUGGAUUGGUUGUACAUUGUGCUAGCUGUGACAGGCUUCGUGAUGAACGAGACACCGGCGCAUUCUUUCAUUUUAUCGCCCCCGCCACCCUACCUAGUCCAUUGUUUACUUAGUAGAGAAGAAAACAAAACCAUGGAGCUUCCAUCGCGGAUUGUGAAGCCGCUCUUGUACACAGGCUUCCAUUCAUAUGAGAAGCUUCCCCACCCUUUGACGAAUCCUAUGAUGUAGGCUCGUAGUAACCUGUAAGAUAUCUCCAACAACACUACCUGUUAGUCAACUUGUUCCGUUCUGCUGGGUGCCGUGGCCCCGUCUCAGUGAACUAUCUCGUUCCUGUUUCUC